This is a messenger RNA of Armigeres subalbatus, 4039 nucleotides long. RefSeq names its product jerky protein homolog-like. The record is from RefSeq and is a predicted model, not a curated record. Lineage: Eukaryota; Metazoa; Arthropoda; Insecta; Diptera; Culicidae. The transcript has 2 exons. Gene Ontology annotation, cellular component: nucleus. Bases 2390 to 4039 code for a protein of 549 amino acids. Gene Ontology annotation, molecular function: DNA binding.
UCUAGGACAAACUUCACAAAAUGACCAUUUUUACGGACGUUCCGGGUUUUCCGGAAGGCCGCCUGGUGGCCACCUGCGGUCAUAGCAGUGUGAGAAAUGUGUUUUAGCUUAUACAUGCCCAUCAUAAAUGGUUUAGAAAAAAUUGCGCUGCUCUCGGACGAACUUUCCAGAAUGAUCAUUUUUACGGACGUUCCGAAUUAUAAGGAAGGCCGUCUGGUGGCCACCUACGGUUAUAGCAGAAUAAGAACUGUGGAAUAUCUCCAAAAUCACCAUCAGAAAUGGUUUAGAAAAAAUUGCGCUGCUCACGGACGGACUUUCCAAAAUGACUAUUUUUACGAACGUUCCGGGAUUUCCGGUGGCCACCUGCGGUCAUAGGUGAGUGAGAAUUGCGAAUUAACUCCAAGGUUAUUAUCAGAAAUGAUAUAGAAAAAAUCGCGUUACUUUAGGAUAAAUUGUUAAUGAAAUAAAUAAAUAAUUCAUUACUGGUCACUUUUACCAGUGCACCUGAGCCUUUUAUUUAGUUAUAUUUACCCGAGCCUUCUAUCGAAUCACUUUCAUUAUCUUUUCAAUUGAUGAAGAACUAUUUUUUGAGGAAUACAUGAUGGUUUGGUGCAAAUUAGUCAACUGACUAAAAAGUUAUCUCAUUUUUACUCAAUGUGUUGUACUUUUUACAACGGUGCGAGUCCCGGAAGGUUAAGUAAUUCCAAAGUGAAUCCUUUUGGGAUUUCAAAGGGAAACCUUCAGGGAUACCAAAGGGAAUUCUUUAGGGAUUCCCACCGCAAUCUUGGACAAUUUUCUUUGAAAUCACGGAACGAUUUUCUUCGGAAUCCUGAAACCAUUCCCUUCGGAAUGGAGCAAGGAUUCUCCUCGAUUUCCAGCAAUAAUUUUCUUUGGAAUCUCAUAAUGAUUCUCGAUGCCAUCCCAUAAGGGUUGCGUUUGUAAUUCCAGAAUGGGUUUCUUCGGAAUUCCAGAAGGGUUCUCUUCGGAAUCCGGGAAAUGUUUCCUUUCCAUACCGAUGUUAAUGCUGUCUGCUUGAAGCUUUAUGAAAUCCAAAUCAAUGGUUCAGAUAACAUCCCAAUUUCCUUCAUCAAGUUACUAUGUCCUUUCAUCCUUCCGCUACUAUCACAUCUCUUCAAUAACAUCAUCGACUUCAAAAUCUUCCCGAAUAUCUGAAAAAAAAAGCCAUAACCCCUAUUGCCAAAUCAUCCAACCCAUCUUAGCCAAAAGACUUCCGCAAGAUCGCCGUCUUACCAGCCAUCUCCAAGGUUCUUGAGAAGAUUCUACUUGUACAAAUUACCGAGUACCUCAAUUAUCCUAACCCGCCACUGCUUGCGUGUAUAAUCAAUCUGGUUAUCGAAAGGGAUUUAGCACGACUACACUGCCGUGAAUCGCAUAUUUGUCCCAUAUGAAUAGGAAACCCAGCAAAGAUGGGACAGAGAUGCGAUUCACGGCAGUACAGCUCUUACAAAGGUAGUCCAUUAUACAUAUAUAUAGUAAUUUCGAAAAUCACCGCUGCAUUGUCUUGGUGCUCGUCGAUUUUUCGUUGGCGUUCAACUGCGUCGAUCAUCAGAUACUUGAGAACAAACUCAAUCACGAGUUCCUGUUUUCACUUGAUGAUUGUGGCCUAAUAUGACCUUUCCUUAGUGGUCGAUCUCAGAACGUGUGCUUGCGAAAUUCAAUGUCUACUGUAAAAGAGGUUCCAGAUGGUACACCACAAUGAUCCUGCCUGAGUGCGCUGCUCUUUAGCAUGUGCAUUAAUAGCCUGCCAGCAAGUCUAAGUGCAAUUGGCACUUGUACGCCGACAACUACUUGUCUGGGCCUAAAGCAGAAGUUGACAACAUUGUACGGCGCAUCUACGAAGAUCUUGCAGCUAUGGUCUGUUGGGCAAAGGUGAACCGCCUAUUCCCUAACCCAAAGGAAACUCAAGCGUUUAUUUUCUGUAAGUCAGGAACAGUUGUUCCGGAUGAGAACAUCUUUUUCAGUGGUUCAAGGAUUCCACUAAGUAACAGUGUAACAAACCUUGGCUUGCAACUCGACUGCAAAUUAAGUUGGGCACAGCAGGUGAAUGACGUGGUGAAGAAGAUGUAUAACACUCUGAGGACAUUCAGGCGAUUUGUCUCUGUGCCCUCGAUACAAACAAAACGAAAGCUAGUGCAAGCCGUAAUACAGUCAACUUUCGUUCGUUGGGCUAAACCCGUAGCCCACUUAGUGAAAGGCUUUCAUUAGUUGGGCUGAGACGUCAAAGCUUAAAACGCAUUGAGGGACGCAUCGAUCGUUUGUUAUUGUCAGGAUCGUUGCAGAAACGUUUAUAAGUUUUUUCGAUUUAUGAAAAGUGAAAUUUAUUAUUUUGGUUGUUGAUCUUGUUUUCGAUUUGUUCUUGGGUACAAAAAUGGAUAACACCCAUGCAAAAAUGGACAAAAAACGAAAAAAUAUCGUGUUGACAUUAGUGGAAAAGGUGCGUAUAAUAGAAGAUUUUGAAUCUGGAGGCGCAACGCAUGAUACGCUAGGGAAGAAGUACGGUAUAGGAUCUUCUACUGUAACCAGGAUUAUACAGAAAAAGGAAACGAUUCGAGCAGCAGCGGAGAAAUUUACCGAAUAUGGGGUGGAUAACCGAAAGACAUUGAGGGAGCAGAGGUUCCCUUUGCUGGAAGAAGCUCUCUAUGUCUGGAUUCUCCAGCAGCGACAGUCUCAUAUUCUGUUAACGGUGGAAAUUCUGAAAACAAAGGCGGAGCUUUUGUUCAAGCUGUUGCAGGAUAAAGGGCACUACGUCGUGCACAAAUUUUCGGCCUCAGACGGCUGGAUGCAUCGCUUCAAGCAGCGGUUUGGAUUGCGGGUUAAAACGGUAGCGGGUGAAAAGGCAUCUGCAGAUGUUGGAGCAUACCUGAACUUUAAAGCGAUUCUACAAAAGAAAAUUCGUGAUAUGCAGCUGUCGAACUCUCAGGUUUUCAAUGCAGACGAAUCUGCACUUUUUAUCAAGCUCUUGGCUACCCGUUCUGUUGUUACGCACACUGAAACCAUGGCGAGUGGGCGAAAGCAGAAUAAAACCAGGUAUACGUUCAUGCCAUGUUCUAAUAUUGACGGAUCGCUUAAGCUUCAGUUGCUUUUUAUUGGAACAGCUGCAAAGCCACGGGGACUGAACACAGCAACACUACCCGUAUCGUAUUGUCAUUCCAAAAAAGCUUGGAUGACCAAACAGUUAUUCCGUCAUUGGUUCUAUGAGGAAUUUGUCCCCGCAGUGCGGAAAUUUUCUCUCGAGCAAGGCUUUGAACCAAAGGCAUUGCUCGUGCUUGACAAUUGUACCAGUCAUUAUGAUCUAGACGAUCCUCUGCAAAGUGAUGACGGGCUGAUUCAGGUUAUUUACCUUCCUCCAAAUGUCACCUCUGAGUGUCAGCCAAUGGACCAAUCGGUUAUCAAUGCAAUGAAGCGGAAGUACAAAAGAAAACUGAUGUUGAAGCUGAUCUUGGAAAACGAGCAUUUGACAUUCGAAGACCGUUUGAAAAAGAUUACCCUUCAGCAGUGCGUCGUAUGGUUGGCUUCUUCUUGGGAUGAAAUUUCCGCUAAUACCAUCCGGAAUUCUUGGCGCAAAUUAAUCGAUGAUUUGCCGAACGAUACUACCGACGAAGGGACGAACGCAGGCGAUGCGGAUUUCAAAACACUCAUUGCGAGUAUCGACCAUCUUUCAGGAACUAGCACAUCUGACGAAGACAUCGAUCUGUGGAUGAAGGAUCAAGUGUAUGAUGCUGACCAUAACCCAGAUUGGGUCACCAGUGAAGUGUUUUCAGAUGAAGAGAUCUUGUCAUCCGUCCUUCAUAAAGGUCAACCGAAAAUGCACGAGGAAUGGUUGGAAGAAUCGACAGAGAACAGUAACAACUCUCUUGAUACUUCCGCUACAAAUACCGAAGAUCCAGAAUUUGGAGACGCAAUUAAGUCACUUGAUUGCGUAAUUCGUUUUGUGAAACACGAUGCAGCAGAAGUUUGUCGUUUGAACGCUCUACGCACAAAACUCAUUGAAGCGGAAUGGCUAAAACGAACAUGUUGA